Molecule: messenger RNA, 798 nt
Organism: Penaeus indicus
Lineage: Eukaryota; Metazoa; Arthropoda; Malacostraca; Decapoda; Penaeidae
Product: spindle and kinetochore-associated protein 1-like
Exons: 5
Coding region: 1-798 (265 amino acids)
Biological process (GO): cell division; chromosome segregation; regulation of microtubule polymerization or depolymerization
Cellular component (GO): mitotic spindle; outer kinetochore; spindle microtubule
Molecular function (GO): microtubule binding
Source: RefSeq, a predicted model, not a curated record
AUGACUGCAGUCAGCACAGCACCCAGUUUAGAAGCCCUGGAGGAGGGAUUCCAGAACAAGAUUGCUGCUUUACAGAUAUGUGCUGAUCUUCGCGGCGGCUGGAAGGAGGACACGGUGAUUGAAUUCGGACAGCUGAAGCAGGAGGUGCAGUUCAUACGGCAAGAAAUUGUUAGGUUCAAAGCUAUCAUUGCCAGCUCUAAGAAGGACCUGCUCACUGCACACACUCUCCUAGAGCUUAUGCAAGGACUGUGCACCCGACUGACGCACAUGAAGACCAACCUGCCAUCUCACCUACCACGAGCGAAUGCCAAUCCCACCGUCACUAAGGUCUCCCCCGAACAAGUGGUCACGGACAGCGACAAAAAGAGCAAAACUAAUCAAGAAAAGCAGGCACCAAAGAAGGACACUGGAAAAUCAUCUCAGACUCCCACUAUAUCCUAUGUAACAGUGAAGGAGUUUAAUGAUGUACCCAAGUAUAUUCGAGGACGUCUACAGUAUGACCAAGUAAAUGUUGCAAUUGAUGAGGUCAACAAGACGCUAGAGACAAAGUAUACCCUUUUGAGGCGUCCACGUGCUAAGCUUUCUGAGGUUGACAUGAAGGUGGUAAUGGCAUGCAGGCAGCAAGAAAACCAGGAAACCAAAGGUCUGUAUUUUGUAGUUGAUAAUGACAUCAAGCGCUGGAGUGGCUUGAAGCUGGACAGCAAUGGUCGUUCUAUCAUGACUGUUCUUCGCACACUCAAACGCCUAAGAGAAGUGCGUGGACCAGGAAAUCUGGUGCGAUACGCAGUCCUACUCUGA